Molecule: messenger RNA, 1287 nt
Organism: Culex quinquefasciatus (southern house mosquito)
Lineage: Eukaryota; Metazoa; Arthropoda; Insecta; Diptera; Culicidae
Exons: 6
Coding region: 1-1149 (382 amino acids)
Source: RefSeq, a predicted model, not a curated record
AUGCUGUUCAAGAAAGACAAACCCUUCCCGAUGAUGGAGACCACCGUGAGGUUGUGCAAGUUUAUUGGCCUGUGGCACGACACCGACCUCGGUAAGGUGUGCUGGCAGGCCAAAUUCACUCUGGCAAGUUUGACCUUUUGGUACAUCGUUCCGGAAAUUUGCUUCGUGACCCGCCAGGACCGGGAACUGACCAUACGGUUGAAAGGUAUGAUUGAGAUAUUGGCCAUGUCGAUCUUCGUGGUACGCAUCGGUGCCCACGUGCUCCAUCGGGGAACGCUGCAGAGGUGCUUCUGGGACGUGCAGGAAACGCUCGGUCAGUUCGUCGACAGUGGCCACGUGGAGGUGCAGAAAAUGCUCGAACAUCUGGUGAGUUCGGCUAGCUUCAUCACCAGGAGUUACACCACGGCUUUGCUGUGUAAUGCCUCGCUUUACGGUGAUAUUCCGGCACUGAUUGCCAUUGGGCAAUAUCUGAUGGGAGCAGACAUCGAAACCUUUCCUCCCACGAUCUUGGAGGCUGAUUACGUCCUGUUUGAACACCAGUCCAAUAUUCUUGUGUGGAUACCGGUACUAUUAGUAUCGAUCGCUACUCAAUACUCAAUGUUGACGUCAUUGGCCGCAAACGAGUGCUUGAAUUGGAACCUUUUGCAUCAUGUUUCGUGUCUGUUCAAAAUGGUCAAGUUUGAGAUCUCCCACUUGGGCGAGUGUUCCACCUCGGAUGAAUUCAAAAAACGACUGGUGAAAAUUGUCACCGUUCACGACGCUGCUUACAGAAACGCAUUAUGUCUAGAGACAGUCUUGAGCCCUGUAAUGUUCAUUCUCUACUGUACCUUUGUGACAAAAGUGUGUGCCAUGAUGCUUUUGGUAACGAUUGUCGACGAUUUUUUUAUAAUCGCGAUGAUGUUAUUUGUCAAUGCUUGGCACGGAACUUACGGAAGCGAGUUCAGCCAUUUCGGAGGCAAUCUAUCAAUGUGGCUGGACCGAGCGAACGCCUUCGGAGCAAAAACUGCUGAUGUUUGUGCAGAUGCGUUCGCAGCGCCGGGUGGCCAUCACGGUUUGGAAGUUUUUUGCCCUCGGAAGGGCGUCGUUUUCUGUGGCUAUAAAGACCACAUUCCAGUACUUUACAAUCAUGAGGCAGUUGUGCGAAAUUGAAGUUUAGAAAUGGAAGAGAAGAUAACAGAUCAGCUGUAAUCUUCGGCUCAUUAUUAAAUAAUUAAUUUUGGAUGCUUCAAUGCCCUUAUUUGGCUAAAACCUAAAAUAAAUGUUAAUGAUUUGUUAUCUGAAAGUAUA